Messenger RNA from Harpegnathos saltator (Jerdon's jumping ant), 2071 nucleotides. RefSeq lists its product as uncharacterized. The transcript is spliced from 2 exons. The coding region runs from base 293 to 835 and encodes 180 amino acids. The record is from RefSeq and is a predicted model, not a curated record. NCBI's taxonomy places the organism in Eukaryota, Metazoa, Arthropoda, Insecta, Hymenoptera, Formicidae.
AAGGUCAUUGUCAAGGUCAAAUCCAAGGUCACCGUCAGAUAGCCAGGAAAAAAUCAUAAAAACCCAAUACUUAGUAUUUUUUCUAGAAGUCAUAUUUUUCAAGUUAUUCUGCUCUUCCGUGACUUUUAUAACACCCUGUAUAGCUUGUGGGCAGAAGGGAUAUGAGGAAGUGCGCCGACAAAACCAUACCCAAGUAUUCGUACACUGCAACACCGUAUACAAGGCUUUAUAUUUAAGUCAGGUACAGACAUUUGAACCGAAGGAGAGACAUGCAGUAUUGUUGGUUGAUGAAAUGUCUAUAAAGCCAGGUUUGCAGUACGAUAAUUCCAGUGCGUCAGUUAUUGGUCGAUCCACAAUGAAACUAUCUGGUGAAAUUAAUAGUUCGAACAAGCAAGCUACACAUAGUCUUGUGUUCAUUCUAUGCGGUAUUUCCACUAAAUGGAAACAAACAAUUGCUUAUAAAUUUACAGCAAAUUCAUUCUGUCCACACGAAAUGGUUAAGGAGAUUGAAACAAUUAUUCAAAAAGCACAUUUUAUUGGAUUAACCAUUAAAGUAGUAAUCUCCGCCAUGAGUGCGCUAAACAGAAGUUGGUGGAAGAUUUUGAAUAUUACAGGUAAAAAGUGGACCACAGUUAAUAAUUAUAUCCAACAUCCAUGUGAUAAGAAAGAGAAAUUAUAUAUCAUGCCAGAUUCUGUCCACGUCUUUAAAAAUGUUGCAUGCUCUUUAACAGCAGGAAACACUUUUUAUUUAAAUGCAACAUUAGUUCAACAAUACAAUUUACCGCACAAUGAAAUAACUAUUACUCCUAUUCGCGACAUAUACAACUUUGAUUAAAACGAUACGUUAAAACUGUGUCCGCAUCUAAAACAAAAUGCUAUAUACCCAUCCCAUUUCGAUAAAAUGAAUGUGGCCUUAAGUGUAGGAAUAUUAAAUAAUAGUGUUGCUGCAGCUAUAUCUUACCAUAUAAACAAAGGUAACAUUAGAAAUAUACAUAGUACCACUGUCUGGUUUCUCACUACUAUGCAUAAGUGGUUUACACUUAUGUCGAGUCGCUAUCAAAAACUUGCACUGUCCCAUUAUAAUGGAAACAUAUACGACGAUAAUAUAACAUUCUUGAAAGAUUUUAUAGAAAUUAUUCGAGGAAUCACUGUUGGAAAUACACAGAAUGGAACAUGGAAACCUUUUCAAACCGGAUUAAUUCUUUUUACGUAGACUGUUUUAGAUCUGCAAGCAGAAUAUUUAGAUCGGUACAAUUUUAAAUAUUUAUUAUUGGGACGAUUUACGUAGGAUGCGUUGGAAUAUUUAUUUUCAGUCAUCCAAAGCAGAAAAGUUGUACCCGAUAUACAUGAUUUUAAAAAGGCAUUACGACUGAUUUGUUUAUCGCAAUUUCAUGCACACAUUAACCAUGGCAAUUACUCCAUUGAAGACUCUGAACAUCUUAUUCGAUAUUGUAAAGAGAUAAAAGAAGUUGAUUUUCAGCAUACGUCUGUUGAGGAACAAUAUCUCGAGAAUAUGGAAAAUAAUUUAUGGGAUAAAGAAAUAUUUAGAUCAUUAAGUGGAAACGAAUCUGGAUUAAACGAUGACACACAAAGCUCAUUAUAUUACUUAAUAGGUGCUUUAUUACCAAAAAUUAAAAAAACUUGUAAGCAUUGCGAUCAUUGUUUUAAUGCACUUGCAAACACUGCAGAUGAUUCGAAUAAUAAUCUAAGUACGUUCACUAAAUUACGACAAUAUAAAGAAAAUAUAUUACUUUUUCCAACCAUGGAACUGUAUAAUACAAUGUAUAAUACAAUGUAUAAGUGCGAAUUAUUAUUUCGAUCCAAUGAAAUACAUUUAGUCUCAAAUAAUUUAAAUGUUACUGAGUUUAUAGAUAAAUUAUUACACUUGUGUCCAAAAACUAUUCCGGAGUAUCAUAAUAUAUUUUAUAAACUUAUAAAAAAAUUUAUGAUAACAAGAACUCACUUUUCAUUGAAAAAAGAUAACAGUACUAUUACCUUAGUUAAUAAGAGUAGUCGAAGUGUUGGAAUGAAAGCAGCUAUUACAAAUGUUAAACAUUAUUAAUAAUAAAUA